ACCCGUGUCAUGUGAUCCAAAAUGUCGAAUGCAUGCAGAACUGACAUCAGACCGAUCAGUAUCCUCCUGUAAUAGAGUUAACGCUUUUUUUUACUUUUAAUGUAGCCUACUGAGAGACUGACUCAUCGACUGACAGCUGAUGAUCUGUUGUUAAUCAGAUUUUAUCUUAGGCGCGUUAGGACGCAUUUCGCUUUGUUUUUAAUGAGAGCACUCGAGUGACCAGUAAUUCCACUCGUGUAGGAUUAUAAAUCUAAUGUCAAGAUGAAGCAGGCUGUCUUACUGUUUCUCAUAACACUGUCAGUCUGUGCGUGCACGGUGUUAGCUGGUGAUGCAGAAGUGACUAUCAAAGCUCCAGCAACAGUGAAUCUACAGGAACAAUCUUCAGAAAAUAUCACCAUAACACUGAGUUCACCAUUGAACACAUCUGUAACAGUUUAUUUCAAUAUCACUUAUGAAUCAAAAAACGUCUCUUCAAUAAUUCUGCUGCCUGAUGAGGUUGUCGUGCCGGCAGGAAACUCAUCUGUAUCUUUUGAAGUGCAAGCAAAAGGGGUUGGUCAGGUGACUGCUUACCUUUCCAGCAAUGACACUCACAUAAAAAACUUAGAAACACGAAUCAGAUUCCUGAUUGUCAGAAGCAACGUCCUUUUCAUCAUCAACCAAAUCAUUGGCUGGAUUUACUUCGUGGCCUGGUCUGUGUCGUUCUACCCGCAGGCGUAUGAGAACUGGAAACGACGAAGUGUGGUAGGCCUCAGUUUUGAUUUCCUCGCUCUCAACCUGACUGGAUUCUUCGCUUACAGUGUGUUCAACAUUGGUCUGUUCUGGGUGCCUUAUAUACAGGAGGAGUUCUUGAAGAAAGAUCCAAACGGGGUCAUUCCUGUCGACGCUAAUGAUGUCUUCUUCAGUCUUCAUGCGUUACUUCUCACUCUCGUCUACGUCUGCCAGUGUGCCAUCUAUGAGAGAGGAGGGCAAAAGGUUUCCAAAGUGGCCAUUGGUUUAUUAGCGAUUGGCUGGACCUUUGCGUUUGUCUCCCUGUUUGUAGCUGUGGCACAGAAGAUCUCCUGGCUGGAUUAUCUCUACUAUUUCUCUUACAUUAAACUGGGAGUCACACUUGUAAAGUACAUCCCUCAGGCUUAUAUGAACUACCGCAGGCAGAGCACAGAGGGAUGGAGCAUCGGGAAUGUGCUGCUGGACUUCACAGGGGGCAGUUUCAGCUUACUUCAAAUGUUCCUUCAGGCCUAUAACAACGAUAAGUGGAAGUUUAUAUUCGGAGACCCCACAAAGUUCGGACUGGGUGUGUUGUCCAUAUUCUUCGAUGUUGUGUUCAUCGCACAGCAUUAUUGUCUGUAUAGGAACAGAGAGCCAAUGUAUCGUGAUUUAGAUGAUCAGGAUGACCAACACGCCAGUGUUAAAACAUGACCACUGCAAUAUAUGCGAUUUCAUAUGGACUUUUAUAUCUUUAUCUAAAGUGUGUACUAUGUAUUAAAGGGAAUUACAAAUGUGUCUUACUUAAAAAAACGUGUACUCUGGAUGCAAAUAAGCACUAGUUUCAUAUGGUUAGUAUGUUUUAUAAUCAUUUUUCAGAUUUUAGUAAAUUGUUGCUAUCUCAGGUGGAUAACUGAAGCUGGUAUUGUUAUGAAAUUUAUGCAACUCUUAAUAUAAGCAGGUUUGUGUGUUUUUUUUUGUUCAUAUUUCACAUGUUUUACACUGCAUUCUGGUGGCAGUGAGAUAAACUACACCGCAUUCUGACACUGUAUUAGUGGAAAACUAACGCAUUUAUUCUUCUCAUGUUUUAAAUAAAAUAAAAUAAAA
Molecule: messenger RNA, 1809 nt
Organism: Carassius carassius (crucian carp)
Lineage: Eukaryota; Metazoa; Chordata; Actinopteri; Cypriniformes; Cyprinidae
Gene: ctns
Product: cystinosin, lysosomal cystine transporter
Exons: 10
Coding region: 262-1416 (384 amino acids)
Biological process (GO): L-cystine transport
Cellular component (GO): lysosomal membrane
Molecular function (GO): L-cystine transmembrane transporter activity
Source: RefSeq, a predicted model, not a curated record